AUGGCACCAUUUAGCGGGAAACAAAAGAAGAAGCAGCUGCAAGAGAAACGCCAGCGGAAGAAGGAACAACAAAAUACGGAGAGUGAAAGCAAAAAACGUGAUGAACAUGGUGCAACUGAGGAGUGUAAUACACAAAAAUAUCGUCAGGAGGGCUCGAGUGGUGCUGAACACAACAGUGACAGCCAACAUGAGAAAGAGGAGUACAAAUACGGUGCGGAUCGCGUUGGCAUACGCAGUGUGUUUCUUAAGGAAACUGCAGAGGAGGUUGCGGAGCGGAAGAAACUCUCCUACGAGCGUUUGGCCAACCGCCAUUUUAUGGGACCGGAGGGAAUACCUUUCGGUACGUGGUUUAAUAUGCCGGGUCCAACCAAAGCCGCUAUUAUCCCCCUUUCUGUUGAAAUCCCAACACGUGGCUGGUCGGUGGACCGAGUGCCUAUGUCUAAACCCAACGCGAGCGACUCAAUGAGUGAUUGUAACAACAGUAGCAACACAGAUGACGUUGUGGAUGAAGUAGGUGAUGUCCUUCGCGACGGCCCACAUGUGGACGCUCGUGAACAGGCUCGCUUCAAGGAAUAUGUUCGGGCUCUGGACAAUUAUUCGCUCCCUGGAGAAAUGCAGAAGCUACAGGUGAGUUCCUAUGAGCGCAAUAUCGAUGUUUGGAGGCAACUAUGGCGCACGGUUGAGCUGAGCGAUGUUGUUAUCAUUGUUACCGAUGCUCGCUAUCCCGUUGUGCACCUACCGCUCUCACUUCUGCAUUACAUUGUCCGGGAGUGCAGGAAGGCUUGUGUCGUUGUACUCAACAAAGCUGACCUCGUGCCCCCUCAAACACUAAAUAAAUGGAGUGAAUUCCUCCAAUCAUACUUUCUGACCAUGGGUGUUGUAGCAGCGAGCGACGAAGAAGCGACAGACACGGGUAUCGUUCGUGAGAUUCCUCUUGUCCCUUUUACGGCCCUUCCAUCGGAGGAAACCGCAAUUGGAACCGACACGGCAUGUGACGCAAUGAAGCGGCGAAAGAAGAAAAACCGACGUAAUAAGUUGUACGAGCAACUACGGACGGGGAAGCUUCAAGUUUGCACAGAUGAUAGCAGUGACGACGGUGAAGAAGACGAUGGCGAUGACCUUGAAAAGGAGAUUAGCAGGUUGGUUCCGGCUGCUGUGGCUAAGGGUAUUGUGAAGGGUGGUGACGAUGAGUCGUAUGCGGAGACAGACAACUUUAGAGGCAUGCGAAAGGCGGAGCGGGAGCUUCAACGUGACAGACGAGAUCACAAAGAGCUGCAAAUUGUGUCAAACAUGAUUUCUUCGCUACUGCAACAAUGCCGUGACAUCGGCCUUUCGCGGCGAAGUGCGGGAAGUGGAAAUACAAGUGUUACUGUUCACAAAUGUGACAGGGAAAGGGGCAACGAAGAGGAUGAGGAGGACGAAUACAUACGGAUUGGUUUUGUCGGACAUCCAAAUGUUGGAAAGUCAAGUCUGCUCAACUGCAUUCGCGGAACGAAGGUGGUUUCAGUGUCAUCUACAGCAGGUCACACCAAACACCUGCAAACGAUCCCUAUUCCAUCGGAAAAUGUAGUGCUUAUUGACUCUCCAGGUCUCGCCUUUCCCGUCUUUGGUCUCCCACGUCCCUUACAGGCCGUUUUUGGUACGCACCAAAUAGCUCAAACCCGUGACCCUCAAAGCGGCGUGGCGUAUUUGGCAACUCAUCUGCACCUCGAACGUUUAUACGGUUUAUCCAGAAGCGAUUAUUACGACGAUGAUGAUGAUGAUGAGAAAAGCAGUAGGAGACACGGUCCAUGCGGUGCACCAAAUGUGUGGUCCCCCUAUGAGUUGUGUGAGAGUUACGCACGAAAAAAGGGUUACUUCGUGAAGCGUGGAAAAGGAACGCUUGAUGUUCAUCGUGGGGCGAUUGAGUUGUUGCAAGAGGCAUAUGAAGGUCGCUUGGUUUUGUUUCUUUCACCACCUGAAUUGUCGUGGCUACAGAGUAGUGAGUUUAACAAUGAGGUCCGUCCGUAUCUGCUACUUCGAGUAAUGCCAUUGGCCAGUUCAGUGUAA
Messenger RNA from Trypanosoma brucei brucei TREU927, 2049 nucleotides. RefSeq names its product GTP-binding protein, putative (gene Tb927.7.580). Bases 1 to 2049 code for a protein of 682 amino acids. Lineage: Eukaryota; Euglenozoa; Kinetoplastea; Trypanosomatida; Trypanosomatidae. The transcript has a single exon. Gene Ontology annotation, molecular function: GTP binding; GTPase activity. The record is from RefSeq and is a predicted model, not a curated record.